CGCGUGCGGGUUGUCUGCAAGCCUCGCGAACAAGAUGCAACUUUCCAUUAACCUAAAAUUGCGUAUAUAAUUUAUGAAAUUUGAUAUAAUUACGUUUACCAAAUAUGAGCAUAGUCAGUUAAUUAUUGAAAAUAUAUAUCAUUUUUAUUUGUGCAGUGAUUUUUUCAAAGACAUUUAUAAAAAUGGAUGAGGCGUUUGCACAUUUAGAGGGAAAUAGCUUAAGGAACAGUAAGAAAGCCGAGAUCCCUCCGGAUGGCGGGUGGGGAUAUGUUGUUUGUAUCGGUGUUGGAUUUACGUUCAUGCUCGGCUUUGGAUCGUCUAACGCGUUUGGUAUUUUGUUCAACAAUUUCUUCCUCGAGCAGGAUGGUGCCAGCGGUCUUCCGCUUGUAAUAGGUGUUUAUAAUGGAGCAUUAUCAAUUGCAGGAUUUCUCAGCGGAAUAGCCUUGAAGAAAUAUUCUUUUCGUCAAGUUGGUUUAGUUGGAGCUGGCCUGUUCGUUUUAGGGGAUAUUUUAACUAUAUUUGUCCAAAGAACUUACCAACUUGUGUUUACGUUUGGAGUUAUACGAGGUGCAGGCUUCGGCGUGAUGAUACCAGUCAGUUUUACAGCAUUCAAUUGCUAUUUUACGAAAAAACGCACAGCAAUGAUGAGUGCAAAUCAAACCAUGAGUAGUAUGGCGUCUAUAACCUUUCCCAUUCUUGUUACCUACCUUCUGUCAGAGUACGGGUUCAGAUGGACCUUAGCCCUAGUCAUGGCUGUCGAUUUACAUUUAAUCUUUGCCAUGAUUGUAAUGCAUCCCGUGGAAUGGCAUAUGAUCAAGUCGACUGAUUUUCCUGAAAUAGAACUAUCAGCGACUUCCGACGCUAAACGUUCUUCUAAAAUAAAAUGCAACAAAUCCGAGGCUUUUGAUGAAUCUAUUGUAAAAAUGUUACCAGGUGAAGAUAAUGUCGUCGAAACUAAAACGCCAUGUCGACACGAGUCCAUACAAAAAAGUAUAAUCAAAGUAAUAUAUGAAAACGUCGAAUUGGACUUACUGAAGGAUCCUCGUUUUGUGAGCACUCUGAUCGGACUCGGAUUCGCCUUCGUUUCUGAUGUUACAUACUUGGCUAUGGAGCCAAUGUUGCUAUUUUCAUACGGAUACUCGCAGAUGCAAGUUGCUACGUGCGUUAUGAUUGGGGCAAUAGCUGAUCUAGCGGCAAGAUUCUGUCUCGCGGUGUUUACAUAUUUUUAUAAUGUAAAUAGUAAAAAACUUUUCUUCGCUGGUACUUGUGUGACUAUGGUCCUACGAGUAGCUCUCGUAUCGUCUGAUAGUCUGACCUUUGUGAUUGCAAUCACGGCCGUUUCUGGUCUGGUCAGGUGUUCAGUACAAGUCCUGUUUCCUUUGGUCCUGGUGAGUGCGGCGCCAGACCGUUUCCCAGCUGCUUUGGCGCUGCAUAUACUAUUUUCAGGAUUCUUGAUGUUGAUGGCUGACCCGUUAAUAGGUGUAAUAUACGAAGCAACGGGCAGCUAUGUCAAUUGUUUUCUGGCUAUGAGUUUCUGUUGUUUAGUUUGUGUAGUGCUUUGGACGGUAGAAUAUUUUGUUAGCCGUAAGCAUAGCUCUUAAACUUAUAUUAAUUGUUAUAGACUAAGUCUGAAGGAUGUUCAAAUAUCGAAAUAUUUAAUUUUGAGCACAAUAGUCCAGACUAGAUCGAUAGGUUUUUUCAAUGUGAAUAUAUUGUGUUUUCCUUCUGCGAGCUAUUUAUAAUGAAAUAUCUUAUAGAUUCACCAUUGUAUUAUAUUUACGCUGUGGCCACUUUACUUCACAACUAUCGAAUAAAAAUAAUUUUUAGUUAAUAUUUAAUUUUAUUUAGAUGUUUUAAGCAUUUUUAGCCAAGUUAAUAGCAUAAAUGUUAGCAUAAUCUUGUAUUUUUGUUGUUAAUAGAAUUUAUUAUUUACUUAAAAUAGAUCAAAGCUUUAAUGAUAAAUAUACAACUUAAGUUAUCCAGUUGUAACUUAACUUUGUUUUCUUAUGUUAAGGGACAAUAACUAAAUAAGUAAAAUUUACUUACUUACUAUUUCUCAAAUAAUCUUUCGUUUUAUAUACUAAUGUGCAAAUACAAAAAUAUAUAUAAUUUUAUUUA
Molecule: messenger RNA, 2118 nt
Organism: Nymphalis io (European peacock)
Lineage: Eukaryota; Metazoa; Arthropoda; Insecta; Lepidoptera; Nymphalidae
Product: monocarboxylate transporter 13-like
Exons: 9
Coding region: 183-1601 (472 amino acids)
Biological process (GO): monocarboxylic acid transport; transmembrane transport
Molecular function (GO): monocarboxylic acid transmembrane transporter activity
Source: RefSeq, a predicted model, not a curated record